ACAUAAAAUACCGAAUAAGGAUUAUCCAUACAUCGAUUUUAUUGGACACGAUUGUGUUUGAGGGACCUCUGUCUUCCAUUAUUGGUAAUCAAUAUGAAUGGAGAGAAAAUGAUGGAAACCUAGUUGCCAAUGCUAUUCUUAGGGUUAGUUACUAUAUUAGAUGCCCAAACUGACAGUAGAAUUUAUGGUUGUUGAGCACCCUGCUUCUGCUCUACAGGUUUCGUGGGUUUUGGAGAAUUCGCUGCUAGUUGCAGCUUGAAAUCUUUUGCUCUGCAGGUUUCGUCGGUUUGAACUUUGGUGUUAUUUACAGGGACAUAAGGGUUUUAAGGGCUCUGGGUAUAGUGUAAGUGUAACUCUUCUUCUUGACAUUAGCUUUCUAGGAGACUGGAUAGCCUCUAUAGUGUUGCUAGCAAAUUUAGAGGGGAAGUUUAUUUUGGGGAUUGCAUUGAAUAAGAUAAUUAUCUUAUGCCCUGUAUGUUCUUGUCAGUCUGCAGAAAGGUGGUUAAUGGUUGCUUGUAUGAGCUGAGAGUAAGUUCCAUCUAAUUUCAUUAUAAGAAGAGUUCAAUCUUUCUAGCAGCUAAUGUGAAUUGAAUAACUAUAGUGGGUAUCUAUUGUACAAUCCUUUCUAGUUACAGUAGGAUUCCAUCGCUCCACUGUGCUGGUGCUAUUAUAGCUAAAGUAAAAAUUAGUGGAAAGUUGUUGAUAGUGUUGUAAGAUGGACAUAAGCAAUUUGAAGGAAGGUGGGACGUGUGUGAGGAUUGUACCAGGGCCCAAUGGCAUAAGCUUUCAUGGUCCAGACCAAGAGACAUUUAUGGGAUCUGAGAUUAAUCGCAAAGCUACUGUGAGAGAUGUCUCAUUUUCUUCAUUUCUUGAGGCCAGUAAUCCUGGGCAAGAACUUGGUAGCCCAUUAGAGGGUCAGGGGUCCAUUGAAGGUGGAGGGGAGACUGCCAGGCCUGAGUUUGUAAAUGUUCCAAAGAAGCAAAAUUCCUACAGUAAGAGACUGCCGGAGCUUGGGAGAAUGAUUAAGGACUCAGAGAUCAGCAUCUUUGAAGCAGAAAAAUAUUUCAGUGCUUCAGAGGAGAACAAAAUGGAUGCAAAUCAUGGAUCCGAAGCCAAAAUGCAGGCAAAUAAGAAAAAGGUACUGUCUCCUAGUCCUGAUUUAUAUGAUACCCAUCAUCCAAUUCCUUCGCCUGCAUCCUCCAUUGUUGCAUCCAAUCGCAGUUUCAGGCCAGGGGGUGCUACUCCCUCGGCGUCUUCAGAAGUUAGCUGGAAUAGCCAAGCUGGACUGCUUUCAAUGGCAGCUGGUAAUUCAGCUCGUAACUUGGCAGUAAAUAACGGGAAAAGAACGUCAGGAAAGUGGGUAUUUGGGUGCAGUUGUCCUUGCUCGAAUAAAAGAUCUGUCGACAUCGAUGACACUCUGACAGAAAGCAGGCGGGCUCCAUCAGUGUCGAAUUCCAUGACUUCAAAUACUUUAAUGAACAGUUCUCUUAGCUCAAUCCAGUACAGUUAUCCAGGCCUCGGAAAAAGGGUUCUGAGCAGGUCCAUUGAAUCACAGAGAGCUGGGGGCUUUGUCGACACUGCCUCAGAGAUCAGUGAUAUCAACAGCAGCAUCAAUGGAGGAACAGCAGGUAUGAAAACAUUUCUAAAUUCUGUUGGUAAUAUUCAACACCCCAGUUUAUCCAAAGAUAGGGAGCCAAUUCAGGCCUUGAGGAGAAAUACUAAUGGGCCAGAAGAAUUCAGAACCAAUUCCUUAGAAAAAGAAAAUGGGUUUUCCUUUUCAGUGCUGCCUGUGAAAUCUGAAGAUAAGCCAAGGCUAUCAUUGGAAGUAUUUCAUUCUCCCUUUGCCAGUGCUCAAGAUUUACAGAGACCCACCUCAAAUUUACACAGGCAUUUGAUACUGCCUUCUUCAGACAAGCCCAGCAAGAGUUUUAUCUUGGAUUCAAACUCUGAAACAUCCAAGUUUGGAGGGAAUGAUAAUGGGGAUGUGGAGCAAGACAGGGAGAGCGAUUCGAGCGCGGAUCUUUUCGAACUACAGAGCUUCACCACGCAAGCGACCUCAUGCUAUCCAUUGAGGAGGACAGAUUCCAUGGAUGACAACUCCAGUAUCCAAUCCAGCUAUCCAGAGGGGCUGGGCUACCGAAACCCAUAUCAUUUUGGAGACACUGUGACGCCCUCUGCGAGAAGUUCAUGUUGUGAACCAAGCGAUGCAUCGGUGGACUGGAGUAUAACCAGCGGAGAUACCAUGGACAAGGCCAGUCUAGGGAAUUUCUCUUUGGAUUAUGAGGAGAUCAAGGCUAUGAAAAAAAAGCAUGCUUCAGUGCAAAACUCCAGUCUUUCACGGCAAAGGAGAUCAAGUGCAGGUAGCUUUAUGGGCUGUGCAAAUGUCAAGGCAGUGAGUGUGGCUGUACCUACUGAGUAUUCACACACAGCCAGAUCAAAUGGCUAUCAAAACAGAGGGAGUUUCGCAGGUGAAAGCUUCCGAAUUCCAAGAGAAAAGAGAGUCACAGACAUGAAAGCUUCUUCUUUACCCAAAUCUACACAUUCUAAUCUCGUCAUUUCAGGAAAGAGAUCCAUUUCUCGAACUAAACAUUAGAUAAUUGCAGGCUCAUAACAAUCUUCAUGAAGUGAUUUAUGGCUUCCUUGAAUUUUUAUUUCCUUAGCAGGACCAUUUUGGGCUUAGUUUUAAUCAAGCAGCUGAGAUCCAUUGCUGUUGGUCCAGUGAAAUCACUUCAUUUAAAAGGGUUGAUGUCCAAAAUUCCAGAGUUGAUUUUCUUUGUGAAAGAAUAAUGCCCAUUUUAUGGUGUAUCUAGUUUGUAUGUAUUGUUUAGCUAUUUAACAGACUAAAUAUGUUGUAAGGUGUAGUCAGCUAUCAGUAUGCAUGUAAAUUGUAUUCAAUUAUAGUUCACUUUACCAUUA
Molecule: messenger RNA, 2916 nt
Organism: Cryptomeria japonica (Japanese cedar)
Lineage: Eukaryota; Viridiplantae; Streptophyta; Pinopsida; Cupressales; Cupressaceae
Exons: 1
Coding region: 716-2593 (625 amino acids)
Biological process (GO): phototropism
Source: RefSeq, a predicted model, not a curated record